Molecule: messenger RNA, 3626 nt
Organism: Sphaeramia orbicularis (orbiculate cardinalfish)
Lineage: Eukaryota; Metazoa; Chordata; Actinopteri; Kurtiformes; Apogonidae
Gene: plekhm2
Product: pleckstrin homology domain containing, family M (with RUN domain) member 2
Exons: 20
Coding region: 484-3555 (1023 amino acids)
Biological process (GO): lysosome localization; regulation of protein localization; Golgi organization
Cellular component (GO): endosome membrane
Molecular function (GO): kinesin binding
Source: RefSeq, a predicted model, not a curated record
UCGAUGACUGUGGGAGUUGACAGCAGUUAGCUUAAAAGUAAUAUUAGCAGCCUUUAACUCAAUGUAGGUUAUUUAGAAAACAUGUAAAGACAGCCCAAAGUACCGGACAAUAGUGAGCCGAAGUGCCGAGACGGAAAAUGGGAUUCAAACCGUAGCUUAGGUCAGACUACAACUUAGCCUCAGCCUAGACACAGCGGCUAAUGCUAAUGUGAGUCUAAGCUAACGUUAACCGUAUCAACGCCGCCGCCGCCGAGUCAGUUGACCGGGGUUGACAUAUGCUACCGUCUGCCGGAUAUAAACACGGUCACGGUCUGUGAAGCGGUGCUGUCGGCUUCAGUGCGUACAGCUGACAACAGAAAUGGUAUUGUUAGUCAGGGGGAUGUUUGCUUUGGUGGACUAGAUUAUGUUUGCUAGCUAAGGUAGCGUUAGCAUUAGCAAAACAGGAGCUGUGCCUUGGAGAGUCAGCUGACAGACGGACCAGUGAUGGAUCAACUCAAAGUGAAGGACCGCAUAUUGGAAAACAUCUCCUUCUCCGUCAAAAAGUUACAGAGUUACUUUGCGGCCUGUGAAGAUGAAACUCCAGCCAUCCGAAAUCAUGAUCGGGUCCUGCAGCGCCUCUGUGAACACAUUGACCAUGCUCUGCUGUACGGACUACAGGACAUCUCCGCAGGCUACUGGGUCCUGGUCCUUCACUUCACCAGGAGAGAGGCUGUACGCCAGAUAGAUGAACUCCAGCACAUAGCAACCAACCUGGGGCGCAGUCGUGCAUGGCUGUACCUGGCAUUAAGUGAAAGCUCUUUAGAAAGUUACCUGCGCCUCUUCCAGGAGAACCAAGGAUUACUGCAUAAGUAUUAUUUCAAGAAUGCCCUGGUCUGCAGUCAUGACCAUCUGACUCUGUUCCUCACGCUGGUGUCAGGCCUGGAGUUCAUCCGGUUCGAUCUGGAGCUGGACGUUCCCUACCUGGACGUGGCCCCCUACAUGCCAGAGUACUACAAGCCCCAGAACCUCCUGGACUUUGAGGAGAGGCUGCCCAGUUCAGACAGCUUAUCCCUGCACUCCUUCACCUCGCUCACCUCCACCAACCUGGAGUGGGAUGACAGCGCCAUCGCCCCUUCCAGUGAAGAUUAUGAUUUUGGUGACAUCUUCCCCGUGUUGCAGUCAGUGCCGAGUGCAGACUGGGAAGAGGGGGACCUGACUGACCAGGCCAGCUGCCCCCGGUCCAGCGGUUCGGACCCACAGACGGUCAUCAGCGAUGUAGUGGUGGUGUCUGCCGGAGCGGUCAAAGCAGGAGCUCACCUUUCCCCUCACAGACACAACCCCUUCAAUGAGGACUCGGACACCAACACCACCAACACCUCAGCCGACGUCACGCCGGUUCAUGUUGCUGGCCGCCACAACGCCGUCAUCACUGGAGACGAGACGGAGACCAACGGCAACGAGCUGGAGGUCAUUAGGAUGGCCAGAAGACGGAAGCCAGCCAAGAAGCGGCGAGGAAAAGGCUCCACUGACUCCAGCAGCAGCAUCCAUAACUCAGUCUCAUCUGAGAACAUGGAGCUGGACAUGAGCCUCCAGGCGUCGGAGGAGGCACAUUCACUGCAGCUGGAUGGUGAGGAGCAGAGGAGGAGGAGGAGGAGCACGGCAGGACCCGCUAUCGCACAUGAAGGAGAUGAGGAGAGUGUAGGAGAUGUGCUGCGUCUGCCACAGAUGAGUGACACUUCCAUGGACGGCGUGGGCCAGCCCCUCCGUGAUGUCAUGGACCGCCUCAAUGGGGCUCUGGAUAAAGACGAAACCUGGGAGCACCUGGAAGAGGAGGAGGAGGAGGAUACAAAUGAUGAAGGCUGCGAGCGUGGAGCAGAGCCGCCGUCACAGCGGCCCUUUCGGGAGGACUCAGCAGGGGAACCACCUGACCCCGAACCAAGAGAGACGCCUCCCCGCCCUCUGGACGCCAGCCCCGCCCACCCACAGACCUGUCCUGGGUCUAAAGACACAUGCUGCUCUGCCACCAACGGUCCAGACUCUGCUCCCUACAGUCGUGGCAGCAAUGACUCUACAGAGCAUAGCCAGUCACAGACUUUUUCAAGUAGCCAUGAAGAUGAAGGACAGGCAAAAACAACAGAAAGACAAGAGCCCAACAUGACAGAAGAGGAGAAGGAGGAGGAUGUACAAGAAGUAGAGGACACGGAGAAGGAGGAGGAAACACAACCGUCACAGCAGAGCCUCAGUCCGUCAGAGGUUUCUCAUCCAGCAGAGUUUAAAGUGGACAACAAUCACUUGCUUCUGCUCAUGAUUCAUGUGUUCAGAGAAAAUGAGGAACAGCUCUAUAAGAUGGUGAGGAUGAGUACAGGUCAUAUGGAGGGGGACCUGCAGCCCCUCUACUUGCUGCUGACUGACUGUUACAUCUACCUGCUCAGAAAAGGUGCAGCAGAGAAGCCCUACACCGUAGAGGACGCCGUUUCUUACAAUGAACUGGACUACCUUUCAGUGGGCCUCAACCAGCAGACGGUGACAGUGGUUUGUACCAACAGGAGAAGGAAGUUCCUGUUGGACACGGCUGAUUCCUCACUGACUCUUUGGUUCCUGUCUGUCCUCAAGUCGGCCAUGGUGAAGGGCUGCCGUGAGCCCCCCUACCCGUCUGUCCUGACCGAUGCCACCAUGGAGAAACUGGCUCUAACCAAGUUUGUGUCCCAGGAAUGUCAGUGUGAGGUGUCUGAGGCUUGUAUCCAGCUGUACUCACUGGUCCACUGGGAGGAUCCCAUGGACAUGACUCUGUCCCCACAGGGUGACACGCCAAGCUCUGGAGGGUCUUCUAGUACCAAGGAGGGGCUUCUGCAGUACCGGGCCGGUACCACCUAUUUGGGAAAGGAGCUGUGGAAGGGCUGCUACCUCAUCCUCAGCAAUGGGAUUCUGUACCUGUACGCAGAGAGAACUGAUGUGACUCCUCUGCUGUCAGUCACAAUGGGAGGAGAACACUGUGGAGGCUGCCGUCGCUCCAACAGCACCGAGCGUCCUCAUGCCUUCCAAGUCAUCCUGACGGAGCGCCCCCCGCUGGAGCUCAGCGCCGACAAUGAGCAGGACAUGGCUGACUGGAUGCAGCUGCUCUGCCAGUCUGUGUCCAAGGGGGUUAUCCCCCAGGGUGUGGCCCCCACCCCAUGUAUCCCAUGCUGCCUUGUGGUGACUGACAAAAAGCUGCUGACUUGCCAUCAGGAUUGUCAGACGAGUUUUUUCCGCUCGCUGGGCAGCGCUGAUAUCUGUGACAUCACAGCCGUCAGUCUGGAGGCCGAUAAGGAAUACUGUGUCAUUGAGUUUGCAGCAGAUCGGGCCCAGUUCCUCCCUCCUUGGGUUUUGUAUUUCAGUGGCUGUGAAGACAGAGAUCAUCUGCUGCAGGCCUUAGACCGCACCUGGAAGGACAUUUACCAGGUGGACCUUCCUCACAGAGACAUGUGGGACCCGUCGGUGCAGAAGCGCUGUGGCGAGGCCUUGGCCCUGAUGAAGAGCGCCUGGCAGAGGUCCGACAGUCUGGCCCGAGGCAGAGCCCAGAGGGAGCCCUGGUGCUGAUGGACCACCCACACCAUCCAGACCACCCAGCUGACCGCAACCACGAGGCACCGCCACAGGAACAUGGGCGU